CAUGGUACACAGUAUUGAACACGUCUUUUGAAGUGACGUUUCUGUUUCAAUAUUCUUUAUUAGAAAAUUUAACAUUGCUUUUAUUUCUUGCCCAGUAACUGUAUUUAAAUAUUAACAGUAUUUUUUAAUUGUUAAUUUAGGCCUUUUUAAAUUUAUUUUAUUCCUCCGAUCACCAUGGCAAGCCCCAGGACAAGACGAGCUCUCCAACAAUUAAAACCAUUGGACGAGAAUGAUAAAUGUUUUGAGUGCGGUGCUCAUAAUCCACAAUGGGCGUCCGUAACAUAUGGCAUUUGGAUUUGUCUCGAAUGUUCCGGGAAACAUAGAGGUUUGGGCGUUCACCUUUCGUUCGUGCGUUCCGUUACUAUGGACAAAUGGAAAGAUAUCGAAUUAGAGAAAAUGAAAGUCGGUGGAAAUUACAAAGCGAGAGUGUUUUUUGAAGCUCAGUCGGAUUGGGACGAUAAAAUGAUGAUACACCAAAAGUACAACACAAAAGCUGCUGCAUUAUACAGGGAUAAGAUUACAACAUUAGCACAGGGACAAACUUGGGACGAGAAGAAAUCCUCUGCACAAAAAUAUACCGGAAGCAUAGUAAAUUCGAAUAGUUACAAUUCUAGUAAUAAUCAUUCUUCAAAUACCAAUUCGUAUAAUUCGUAUGGUGGUGAUGGGUAUCAGAACGGUUCCGGUUAUCAAAAUAGCUACAAUUCUCCCGAUUUUAAAGACCAAAAGGAGGCUUUUUUCAAUAAAAUUCAAGCGGAAAAUGCCUCGAGAAGAGAUGACCUACCUCCGAGUCAGGGUGGAAAAUACUCCGGUUUCGGUUUUACGCGCGAAGCGCCCCCACGAAGUCAAUCCCAAGAAUUUUUCGAUACCACUCUGUCAUCACUAGCUAAUGGAUGGUCGAUAUUCUCCACUACGGCUACCAAGGUCGCAAGUAAGGCUUCCGAAAGUGCAAUAAAGUAUGGCGGAAUGGCAACACAAAAAGUGGCCGAUAUAAGUAUGCAAGUCGGAGAGAAGGUUAAAGAAGGUACUUUGUUGGAGGAAGUAGGAUCACAGGUUGUUUCUUUGUCGAAUAAGGUUGGUGAGUUUGGCCGUAAAGGUUGGCAAGAAGUGACCGGAAACAGUGGUGGCAGAUCUGAUUAUCAAAGCGGCGGUUACGGCCAGGUCGGUGGCGACAACUACCAUUCGCCGGGGGAGAGAUCAUCCCUGGUUAACAGCGGGAGCGGGUCGGGUAAGGGUGACGAAGAUUGGAGCUGGACUAGUCAACAGGGCUCAAAGGUAUCAAGUCCCAAAACACCAAACCACAACUGGGACAGCAGUCUUAGUUAUCAAUCCGAUUCUUUGGGAUACCAUUCUGAUGUGAUAGGGUAUCAGUCUAACUGUACAGAUAAUUUAAAUAAUUUGAAAAUUUCGUCCCCGACUGAAAAACGAAGUAGUAAAAAGGAAAAGGACAAAAAGACAAAGGAACAAAAGAAGUCGACUUGGGAUGACAAAUGGGGCGAUGAUGAGCUGUGGGAAUCCCUCAACAAAUAAUGUAACUCUAAUUAGCUCCAAUUCUACGUAAUUUUUGUUACAUUAACCUAUAUGAAACAGCUUUUCCAUUUUGUAACACAUCACGUCAUAUUUCGUAGACUUACUAUUAGUUUAAUAAUACCUUCUUCCAAUUUUAUUUAUUACAGCAGAUACAACUAUUUUUGUCAUUAAUAAUGAAUGUUUUGUGUUUAAUGUGAUUUCUUACUUAUAUAUAAAUGUUAUGUUGUACAUACCUAAACAAAAAUCAUGUAAUCGACAAAUUUAAGAGCAAAUUUAUAAAGGGAGUUGGUGAUAUAAUCUCCACAAAGCAGUAUUAUAUGUAAUGGGGAUUAGUCUAUUUAAUCACACCCUCGUGUUACAAUAUAUGUAAAUAUGAAUAA
This is a messenger RNA of Photinus pyralis (common eastern firefly), 1907 nucleotides long. It is a transcript of the gene ArfGAP1, whose product is annotated as ADP-ribosylation factor GTPase-activating protein 1. Gene Ontology annotation, biological process: regulation of ARF protein signal transduction; regulation of endocytosis. NCBI's taxonomy places the organism in Eukaryota, Metazoa, Arthropoda, Insecta, Coleoptera, Lampyridae. The record is from RefSeq and is a predicted model, not a curated record. Gene Ontology annotation, cellular component: Golgi membrane. Gene Ontology annotation, molecular function: GTPase activator activity. The transcript has 8 exons. Bases 175 to 1527 code for a protein of 450 amino acids.